AUGGUUGCAUUGGCUUUGAGGCGAGGACACAAAGAUGGCCCCCAACCAGGGGAUUGUAUCCCGGCCGUCUUCACAAUAGCUCGACUCGUCAUCCGAUCACCGCGACAGACUGGCGACUGCAUCUAUGCAGCGCCUCUUUCUCGAGUACGGAACCGUACCAAUAAUGCUGUCAGCGAUACCGGCAGGAUACGCCAGAAGGGCAUCUCCGUGCGCAUGCUCCUGAUACACACACAUGUGGGGACCGAGGGAGCAUAUCGAUUGGCGGGACGGUCACUGAGCCAGGAUAAACGGGCAACCUCAUCUCAACCCAGCUCUGUCUCCAUUUCCCACCGGACACUCGUCCGACCCAAGUUGGUCCGAGCCGUUAAUUGGCCGUCCAAUUCGGUCCUAUUAACUACCACUCCUUCAUUUGCAUUCAUUAAAUGA
Messenger RNA from Protopolystoma xenopodis, 426 nucleotides. NCBI's taxonomy places the organism in Eukaryota, Metazoa, Platyhelminthes, Monogenea, Polystomatidea, Polystomatidae. The record is from the annotation of a GenBank genome assembly.